Molecule: messenger RNA, 1123 nt
Organism: Manduca sexta (tobacco hornworm)
Lineage: Eukaryota; Metazoa; Arthropoda; Insecta; Lepidoptera; Sphingidae
Exons: 7
Coding region: 59-1069 (336 amino acids)
Source: RefSeq, a predicted model, not a curated record
CGUUGAAAUACCCACUGUUUGUUUUGUAAGACGGUUUGUAAUGGUUUAGUAUAAAUGAAUGCGGCCACCUCGCGUCGACUCAAGGCCAAUUUAUAGCAAUCCGAAGGGCGGGCGGCGAUUCGCAGCAGUCAGUCGCAUCUCACGCGCCUCGCUCAAGACACUGUGCUGGACGUGCGGCACAAUUUGCGCUAUGUUAUGGACGUGUUGCUUGAUCCUGUGCCUUGUGGCAGGCAGUAGUCAAUUAUCUAUAACAGAAUUUGUAGUUCCAAGUUCUAUAGAAGUGGGGCAGAACGCCGAGUUACGAUGUCGUUAUGAAAUUUUGCCAGGAGAGACUGAAAAAGGAUUGUUCGUCAAAUGGUGGUGGACGCCCGCCAAAGGUGAAAGAAAACAACUAUAUCAAAGGAUGAUAGGACAUCCAGCACAAUCGACUCAACAUAAAUUGGAGAUGGAAAUAAAAGAAAAUGACACCAUUGUGUUACAAGAAUUGCAACCAAAUGCUACAGGGACCUAUGAAUGUGAAGUGUCUAUAAUUGAUGAAAUCCGAAAACAUCAGGAUCUCAUAGUGUAUUCCCAGGGAACCGGUCCACAACUAAAUAUAUCGGUCGAACCUGAUGGCCCUGAUGAGGACGACCAAGAAGAUAUCCAAAUAGAAUGCGAAGCUGAGGGUGUUGCGCCUCUGCCGGAUCUUACUGUCUCUGUUAAUGGGAAAGAAAUAAACACGACAGAAACCUUGGAGGGACCUGAUGAUGAAGGUUUUUAUACUGUAACAUCUAAUAGUACCCUCAGCAAAUUUGAUGUGGACGGUUUUGAAAUACGUUGCGAACUUUUCUACGCCAACCCGAACAUCACACAUGCGGAAUUCAUUACAACAGAAAUUUAUGAUUCGACAGGCGCUUUGACAUCGACGGAGAUGCCCGAGGAAACUACCGAAAUGGAAGCUUCGCUCGAUUCUUUGCAACAUUCCCCGGAUUGCAGUUACCAAGUCCGAAGUACGUGCGUCUUACUCCUAGCAGUACCUAUGCUGACUCAACUUUUUGUGUCACCCUAUAUAUCCAUCUUUUCUAUGUGAUAAAUGUUAAGCAACUAUAUUACAAUUUAUGAACAUUAAAAAUUAUAAAAUUUC